AUGGCGUCGCCUACUCAGAAGCAUCAUCGGAAUGUCUCCAGAUCUUCGCGACCCCGCAGCUCAACCCGGGGUCCCUUAGAUGUAUCAGAUGAUCCUUUGGCGGCAUCUAACAUGCCCGCCUCUCCAGAAAUGACCCACAAAUCGCUCAAUAAUGACAUCUCCAGUGACUCCUUUCACGAACUAGAUCCGCUGGCUCCGGAUGAUUUACCAGAGACACUUGGGAAAGAUCUCUCAUUUCUCCUCCGACAUAACAUCUUCCACCCGCUUUCCCACAUCAAUAUCCCUCCUCCUUUGCGCUCCGAGUUCAUUGUCCUCAAUCCUGGGGAACCAUUAUCGGCAUCGCUCAGGGUUCUUGAGAAACUACUAGUGGAAGGUCGAUUUUUAAUCGCUGCGCACUUCGCCGGCUCUAUCCUUACAUCCUCCCUGAUCUCUCCUACGAACAUACGAAUUAUAUUUUCUCUAUUCUACACCCGUCUGGCCUGUCUAGAACUGUCCGGGAACAUUGUCCUGGCAGCUCAGGAAUCGAAGGCAUUGGAAGAUCUCAACUCUGCCUUCUACUUUAUCGAUUCCAGCUUUGAUUCCUCGGAAAAUGAAGGAAAAAAUGAACACAUCCCUCGACAUAUUGUUCCCUGGCCGCUUCGCGUCCUGGCCGUCAGGCUGCAGAGUAUCGGGUUCGGCGACUCGCGCAGGAGUAUUGCCGGUUUAUAUGAACUCGGCAUGGAAGCACGGAGGGAGGUCAUGAAACGUGAACACGAUGAUGCUAAGAGAGAAAUCUGGAGAAACAGACUGGCGGACCUUGGAAUAAGAACUGUUAAUGCCUUGGUAGAGAUGGGUGAUCUGGAUGCAGCGAAAAGGUCGCUUGAAAGUCUGCAGGAGCCCACGCCAGAUUCCGACAUCAUGAAACUACGCAAGGGACUCUUGCUCCUAAGGAUUGGUGACAUUGAUGCGGCUGAGCGGAUUUUCGGUAAUGCUCGCGACUCCAAAGAGGCUGCUCUGUUGCAACCCCUUCUCAGCAUGUCGGAUGGCCGAUAUGGCGAUGCAGCAGACGAAUGGCGCUCUCUCCAACAAGACAACAGCAGAACUGAUGGAGGGCUGAUUGCACAAAAUCUGGCUGUCUGUCUACUUUAUACUGGCAGACUGGACCAGGCACGCGAGCUCAUGGAGUCUCAGAUAUCAGCUAACCAGUCCUUUGGAAGUCUCAUUUUCAACCUAUCAACUAUCUACGAGCUCUGCUCUGACAACGCAGGCCAUUUAAAGGGGCAGCUGGCAGGCAUUAUCGCCAACCAACCUGUAUCAGGGCAAACCAACCUGGACCGAUCAAACACAGACUUUAAGCUAUGA
Messenger RNA from Penicillium maclennaniae, 1341 nucleotides. RefSeq lists its product as uncharacterized. Gene Ontology annotation, molecular function: protein binding. Bases 1 to 1341 code for a protein of 446 amino acids. The transcript is spliced from 4 exons. Gene Ontology annotation, cellular component: Golgi apparatus; TRAPP complex. The record is from RefSeq and is a predicted model, not a curated record. Lineage: Eukaryota; Fungi; Ascomycota; Eurotiomycetes; Eurotiales; Aspergillaceae.